This is a messenger RNA of Zophobas morio, 848 nucleotides long. Its product is annotated as protein neuralized-like. Lineage: Eukaryota; Metazoa; Arthropoda; Insecta; Coleoptera; Tenebrionidae. The record is from RefSeq and is a predicted model, not a curated record. Gene Ontology annotation, molecular function: ubiquitin protein ligase activity. The transcript has 2 exons. Bases 90 to 800 code for a protein of 236 amino acids.
AUCGCUCAUUAAUUGAUAAACAAAAUCGAUCAAUCGUCCCUGAACAAACACCUCACUCAAUCCCCAGCACCGAAGCGCCUCCUGCCACGAUGUCACAGGAAACCCCCCCCUUGCUGCGCUUCCACAGCGUCCACUCCAAAAACAUCACCCUCUCUCAAGACAAAACCAUCGCCCGACGCACCCACGACUUCGGGUUCGUUUUCACCUCUCAACCCAUCCAACCCGACGAAAAAAUCACAAUCAAGUUCAUGGAAGUCUCAAACCGGAGUGCUUUAGCGGCCGCCUUUUGCUUCGGCAUCACCCACAAAAACCCCACCGACGAACCCUUCGAAGACGUAAGGAACUACACCUACUUAGACUUGAUUAAAAAAAUGGGCUUUGUGGCGCUCCCGCUGGACAAGAAACUGUGCUCCAGAAACGCGAUUUUCGCCUUUAAAGUCACUUCAAGCGGUGAACUAGUCUUUGAAGUGAAUGGGGAAGGUAAGAAUGUCAAGUUUGAUGGAAAAAUCAACACGAAGGUGGAGAUGUGGGGGUUGGUUUAUUUUUUUGAAAAUCCGGUGUGUAUUAAGUUGAUUAGGGGGUUACCGCAGGGUGAGAAACGCGAAGAGAGGGUUGAAGAUAACGGGGUGGUAAAGGUUGAGGAGGCGCCUACGGCGCCAGCGGAACCCGAAAAUGUUGACGAACGAAGAACGUCAAUUUUUGGUGUUGUGUUGAAACGUGUCAAUUCGCAAACGCCAUCUGUUGAUGGUGAAGACAGAAACGGUGAGGAAAGUCGAGGACGGUGUUUGACGACCGUGUGAGCGAUUUAUUUUAUGUAACACCUUUUUGGAAUAUAAUUUUUUACAUGA